Messenger RNA from Dermacentor silvarum, 755 nucleotides. RefSeq lists its product as uncharacterized. Lineage: Eukaryota; Metazoa; Arthropoda; Arachnida; Ixodida; Ixodidae. The transcript is spliced from 5 exons. The record is from RefSeq and is a predicted model, not a curated record. Bases 50 to 676 code for a protein of 208 amino acids.
UUUUGGAGUUUUAAUUCGUAUCUUCACGAGGUACCUUGGCAGCAAAGGCAUGGAAAGAAGAAAGCUGUUUUCUGCAGUUCUGAUUAUCUCUACUUUUAUGGUGCUGCAAUGUAACGGGAUCUUUUUUGGAAAACGUUACAAUAUCCGCAAGUUUUUGUCCACGUCGAUGCCCAUAUGGACGCACACUACAACCAUAGGGAGCGACGAGUAUUGUGAAGUAGACGUAUUGCAACAGCUCUACAAAGAUGUAAUAUACUACACGCAUUCCUCCUACGAAGUGACAAAGGGAAAACUAAAAAAGGUUCAUAGAAAAAUGGAGGGAGAUUUUGACAAAUACGACAUGUACGCCCAUGAAAAAGGUCAUGUAACACAAAACUUAAAGCACGAAAUUGUCUUUUUGGAUGAAACCCACCACUGUGCCGUGAUUCUAGUCCUGCCAAUGUCUGACUUUGCGGGACGGAGAAGCAUGGAACUGCGAGUCUGGAACUCGUCCAUUCAUACUGGCCCAUCCCAUAAAUGUUUAAAGCACUACUACAGCGUAGAAAGUCACGGACAUGUCAUUUACAAACCCUACUGCCAGAAGUUAGUUUUGAACAAGCACCCAUCUCUUCUGCCACACCAGCAGCUGCAAGGACGAAAUCAUUCGCUUACUAUAGGACAGAAACCCUCGGGGUAGCUUUGGCAUAAAAAUGGAACGCACAUGGUACUUACACAUAAAAUGUUUGUGUUGAAAUAAAGUACAGCUAACACUUGGA